AUGGCAAUGCGCGGCGGCGGCGAGAGGAGCGGAGUGAGGGUGGUGAUAAUCAACACCGAGUACGUGGAGACGGACGCGGUGAGCUUCAAAUCGGUGGUGCAGAGGCUCACCGGGAAGGACGCGGCGGCGGCGGCGGAGCCUCGGCCGGGAAUUGGAAAGGAGGCCGGGUUCUGGAAGGCGCCGGGGCUGGAGAAGAUGGUGUCGUUCAAGGAUUUCGAUCGGAUGCUCAAGGAAUUGCCGCCGCUCGAUGAGUUAUACAGGCUUUACGCCGAUAAUUAG
Salvia hispanica is the source of this 279-nucleotide messenger RNA. The record is from RefSeq and is a predicted model, not a curated record. Lineage: Eukaryota; Viridiplantae; Streptophyta; Magnoliopsida; Lamiales; Lamiaceae.